Messenger RNA from Oryzias latipes (Japanese medaka), 2540 nucleotides. Its product is annotated as pyrethroid hydrolase Ces2e. NCBI's taxonomy places the organism in Eukaryota, Metazoa, Chordata, Actinopteri, Beloniformes, Adrianichthyidae. The record is from RefSeq and is a predicted model, not a curated record.
ACAGACCUCUGUGAAGCUCUGUUGAAGGUGGAGCCAUUUUUGUUGCACUUUGCUCUCCUUUCCAGCAGUCUCUCAACAGUUCUCUCUGAAGCAAAGACCAUGGCGCUCCGUGCAGGACACAUCGAACUCUUUCUGCUGCUUUCAGUCCUCAGUGUGGCUGCAGAUCAACAUGCUCCUGAAGUCCACACAAAGCUUGGCAGUCUCAGAGGGAAGUAUGUGAGCGUAAAGGGGAAGGAGUCCGGGGCCCAUGCCUUCCUCGGUGUCCCGUUUGCCAAGCCCCCUGUUGGCCCCUCCCUAAGAAUGGCCGCACCACAACCUGUAGAGGGAUGGAACCGCAUGAGAGAUGCAACCAAGCAACCCUUCAUGUGCAUUCAAAGCAAAGAUAUUGUCAUGGACCUCCUGAAGAAACUUGGUGACCUGAUGGUAGAAAUCCCCGAUAUUUCAGAAGACUGUCUGUACCUCAACAUUUAUGCUCCUGCAAACCAAGCUCAAAAUGCCAAGCUCCCAGUCAUGGUGUGGAUCCACGGUGGAGGCUUCAGUUUGGGUUCUGCUUCAAUGUAUGAUGGUUCUGCCUUGGCUGUCUAUCAGGAUGUGAUUGUGGUUCUGAUCCAGUACCGACUAGGUGUUUUGGGGUUUCUAAGCACUGGAGAUGAGCAUUUGCCUGGGAACUUUGGUCUGCUGGAUCAGAUUGAGGCUCUGAGGUGGGUCAAGGAGCACAUCAGCAGUUUUGGAGGAGACCCAAACUCAGUCACUGUUUUUGGGGAGUCAGCUGGUGGAGUGAGUGUAUCUCUUCUGCUUGUCUCUCCAUUGGCUAAAGGUCUGAUUCAUCGAGGGAUUGCUCAGAGUGGAACUGCUGCAAUGGACAUGGUUGUGGUUGAUCAACCUUUACCAGCUAUGCAGAUGGUAGCAAAUGCAUCAGGCUGCAGCCUUGAAAGUACAAAGAUGAUCGCUGAUUGCAUGAAACGGGUGGACCUUGAUACUCUGAUUUCAUUAACAAGCAAUCUAAACUUAAGACUUUCCGUCAAUGUUGACGGACACUUCCUUAGGAAAACUGUGCAAGAGCUGUACCAGAAACGUGAAGUCCUCAAUGUGCCGUUCAUGACCGGUAUAAACAAUCAUGAAGCAGGGUGGAUGCUUUCUAGUUUCUUUGCUCCUCAAAAUUGGACAGAAGGCAUGGACAGAGAGCAGAUCGUGAACAUCGUAUCGAUGUUCUACUCUGACCCUAAAGAUGCCUACAUCAGAGAUUUGAUAGUGAAUGAGUAUACUGGAAGUGGAGGAGAUCGAGUCAAAAACCGAGAUGGAUUCACAGAAAUGCUUGGAGAUUUGUUUUUCACCAUUCCUGCCAUUAAAUCUGCAAAAGCACACAGAGAUUCAGGCGUGCCUGUGUAUCUGUACGAGUACCAGUACCCUCCCUCCUUCCUGCAGAAGACCAGGCCUAGCUUUGUCAAGUGUGACCAUGGAGACGAGCUCUUCACAGUCCUGGGAUUUUGCUUCACAACCACUGAUGUCAAGAUAAAUGCAAAAUGCACCUCAGAGGAAGAAGAGCUGAGCAAACUCAUGAUGAACUACUGGGGCAACUUUGCACGUACAGGGUCUCCUAAUGCCAAAAAUCUUGCCCACUGGCCGAAGUAUGGAGCAGAUGAGGAGUACCUGAUCAUUGCUUUGAAUAAGCAGACGGUUGAUCAGUCUCUGAAGAAAGAGCGCUUUCUUUUUGCCACAGAGGUCCUACCAGAGAAGAUUCGCCAGCAUAAAGGGAACGAAGAGCGCAGCGAGCUUUAACUGUGCUUAUACACCGAGCCAACAAAGGGAAUUGGGACUAUAAUUACAAGGGCCAUGAAAAAAAUCGUGAGAUUCUGUAGCAAAAGCUGAUUCCAAAAGAACCAUAAGGGCCACACAGUUCCCAUUUAUGCCAUAUUUAUAAUGGAACACUCACGCUAAACUUGGAGCAUAAAUGCAUGCACUUACAAGAGCCUUGAAAUGGGAAUACUCCUUGGCUGCCUAUAGCUCCACCCCUCAUUAAAUUGUACAAAACUGGUGAAAAUUCUAAACUGGUGUCUGAAUAUGAAGCACAGUGAAGCUCCUUAUAAUAAAGUGAUGUGACAAAAGGCUUUGCUCAUUUUUUUUUUAUUAUUACUGAGAACAGUACUUAAGCGGAAAGUUCCCUGAAGAUCGAUGUGAGCAGUGCAACUGGAUUAACAUACAUACUCCAUGAAAUCAGGCAUAUGGCAUUUAUAAUAGCAUAAAGCAAAACUUUUAACAGCCAAAUGAUUAAAAUAAAUGGUUUCACAGAAUGUCACAGCUAGAAUGGUAUAAAUAAAAUGUCUGAUAAAUCAAAGAUGCCUAUUUUCUUUUCUUUUUUCAUUUAUUUUGCAGAUGUCAGUAAAGCUGCAGUCUGAUAUAAAAGUGCUGGCCGUUGGUUUCUGAAUAAUUCCCUAAACUGCCCAGGAAAGUGCACUUGGAGUAGGAAAACUACUGGGCAUCACUUUUAGGCCAUGAUGAGACAACAGAUGCUAACUUUGUACCUUUGAGAUGGUAAAAGA